AUAGGAAAGGUACUUAAUGAGAGAUGACACAAUACUAUUUGCAUUACUUGGCAACUCCCCCUGUGAAUGACAUAAAGUACACAAGCAAAGAUAUUAUCCGUCUGUACAGCAGCUGAUGCCCGAGCCGAUGCCAUCAUGAGUUUUAACUCUAAUUUCCACUUCUCAUCGUCCUCCUUCAAUGAAAGUUUCUCCCAAGUAAGAAUCUGUUCCAGCUCCUCCAGCACGCACGGUGCCAGCAAUGGCACCCAGAGCCGGAUCUCCAAGCCAAUCCAGUUUUCCUCCAGUUCAGGCGUCUUUGAUUAUACAAAGGAUUUUAGGGAAAAUCUAACAACCCAGAAUGGCAAAGAGACAAUGCAGAACUUAAAUGACCGCCUGGCCUCCUACUUAGAGAAAGUCCGAUCCCUGGAAGAGGCCAAUACUGGUCUGGAAAGUAAAAUCCAGGAAUGGCACAAGAACAGGACUCAGAAGCACAAACGAGAUUAUAGCGUGUAUGAGAAGACCAUCUCCGAGCUGCAAUCUCAGCUCCUAGAUGGACACAUGAAUGGAGCAAAGAUAAAACUACAGAUGGAAAAUGCUAAAUUAGCUUUCGACACCUUCGAACGCAAGUAUGACACAGAGAAAGCUAUACGCACAGCCCUGGAAGAUGACUUGGAAAGUUUACGUAGAGCAAUGGACAAUCUCACCAUUGUACGGACAGACCUGGAGAUGGAAGUUGAAGGAAUGAGAAAAGAACUGAUCUACAUGCGGAUGGGCCAUGAAGAAGACAUGAAGCUUGCCCAGUUUCAGAAGAAAGGCUCCUCGGUAGAUGUGAAACUUGAUGCACCCCCAUCAGUAGAUUUGACCAAGACCAUAGCAGAUAUAAGAAAAGAGUAUGAAGCGCUCAUUGAGAAGAACCGUAAGGAGGCUGCAGACUGGUACAGUAAGCAGUCAUCCACUGUAGAGCAGGAGGUGUACUCCAACACAGAGGCCUUGCAGAACAGCAGGAACCAGAUCAAGGACCUGAAACGCACCUUCCAGACCUUGGAAAUCGAACUGCAAGGAGAGAUAAGAAGGAAACAUGGGCUUGAAAGCACAUUAGCCCAAACACAGGCCAAUUCUGCAGAACAGCUCCAGAAGAUCCAGUCAACAAUAUGCAGAAUGGAGUCUGAGCUGAGUAAUUUGAGGGGUGAGCUUGAACGACAGAACAUCGAGUACCGGGCCCUUCUGGAUGUCAAGACUCGACUUGAGAAUGAGAUUGCUACCUACAGGGAGCUGCUGGAAGGAAACAAGACAAGGGGAAGACCAGACAGUUCAGAAGGUUUAAAUCGGAAAAUCACAACAAUAGUGCAAGAUAUGGUUAAUGGAAGAGUGAUAUCUACCAAAGUCAGUGAAAUACCCAAAAAGCUGUGAAGACAACUGCCAAAGUUAAAGGACUGGGGAUGGGAAAAAAAUGAAGUGUGAUAAAGCUAUAUUCUGUUUACAUAUGAUAAAAUUUGUUAUUGUACACUAGAUGGGGUAUCUGCCAUUAGACCGUCCAUCUUCAUUUGUAUUACUGAAGAGAACAAAAUCAGUACAAUUGUUACAGCCAUAUAAGGAACUGCUGGAAUUAUUAAUGAAUUCAUGUCAUCAGCAAUGUAUUAGAUGGGCUUAGCAACCUCAACACUCCAGGUGUACAGUGAAUAGGAAAGAUAUUGUAGUUAUACGUCUCUUCUGACCUAACAUCUUCUAUAAGAUGCUAUUAUAAAUGAUGGUGAGAUCUUACAUAGGGAUUGGAAAGGUUUUAAGCACUAUUGACAUUAAUGGGGUAGUAAAUUUUGCCCAUAUCUAAUAAGCCAUAGAAACCAAUCAAAGGUGUGUUUUCAAACAGUUGAUUAGAUGAUAUAGGUUACUAGACAAGUAAUUAACCUUAAAUGGUUUAUUAAAUAACCCAGUUAGUCUCUUGCCUAUAAAACAAAGUAAUGUUAAUUGAUUGUUUGCUCCCAACAAGAUCGGUGCUCUAGGACAAGGAAUUCAUUCUAAACUGGUGUGGUACACCUUAACUGAGAGUUACUCUACUAGGUUUAUUUACUGUGUGUAAGAGUGGUUCUGACCAGGCAAAGAGACCUUCUGCCCCGAGUAACGCUUCACUUUGCAUCUUGUGCCAGGUAGGAAAUCCAGUGCAAGGGACAGAGCACUAUGGGGUAUAUUUAUCAAAGAGUGAAGUUAAUAGUGAAGUUCUGCCACUAGAGUGAAAUUCUGCCACUCUCC
Xenopus laevis (African clawed frog) is the source of this 2226-nucleotide messenger RNA. It is a transcript of the gene krt23.L, whose product is annotated as keratin 23 L homeolog. Gene Ontology annotation, cellular component: intermediate filament; cytoskeleton. Gene Ontology annotation, molecular function: structural molecule activity. NCBI's taxonomy places the organism in Eukaryota, Metazoa, Chordata, Amphibia, Anura, Pipidae. The transcript has 8 exons. Gene Ontology annotation, biological process: intermediate filament organization; epithelial cell differentiation. The coding region runs from base 136 to 1389 and encodes 417 amino acids. The record is from RefSeq and is a predicted model, not a curated record.